AUCAAGUGGAGGCGAAACCGUCGGAUGCCGAAGUGACGUUACUUGCCCUGUGAGUGGUUGUCGUGGCGUGGCGUCUCUACAUUUUGACAUAUUCCUUGCGGACGUGAGGAGGAAGCCGCCACCAUGAGUCGCCGGAAGUUCGAUGAGAUGUCGGAGUAUGACUCCAGCAGGGACCGCAAGAGGCGCCGCACUGAUGCCGUAGAGAUCGAGGACCGCCUGGAGUCCCUCAUCAUCAGGGUUGGAGAGAAGAGCACCUCAUCCUUGGAGAGCAACUUGGAGGGGCUGGCCAGUGUGCUGGAGGCCGACAUCAACAACUACAAGGGCAAGAUUCUCAAGAUCCUGAGUGACUGUGCUGUCAAGAUGCCCGAGAAGACCACCAUCUACACCACCCUUGUUGGCCUCCUUAAUGCCAAGAAUUACAACUUUGGUGGCGAGUUCGUGGACAUGAUGGCCCGCAAGCUGAAAGAGGCCGUCAAGGCAUGCAUGUGGAAGACCGCCCGUUACGUCCUUCGAUUCUUUGCUGACCUGGUCAACUGUCACGUCAUCUCCACCAACUCCCUGCUGCAGCUUCUCCACACUUUCCUUGACACCGCUCGGGAUGACAACUCGCCUCAAGUGCGCAGCGACACCUACGUGUAUGCCGUGCUGAGCUGCCUCCCAUGGGUGGGGCGGGAGCUGUACGAGAAGAAAGAGCAAGACUUGGAGCGACUCCUUAAGCAUAUUGAGAUCUACGUCAGGAAGCGUAGCCGCAAACACAUGCCGGGGCUCAGGGUGUGGCGCUCCGACCGGCCACACCCGCAGGAGGAGUACCUGGACUGCUUGUGGGCACAGAUCUGCAAGCUGCGAUCAGACAACUGGCAGGAGAAGCACAUUGCUAGGCCCUAUGUGGCAUUCGACUCCAUCCUGUGUGAAGCCCUGCAGCACAACAUCCCACAGAUCACCCUGCCGCCACACCACUCAGACAACACCUACACCUUCCCCUGGGUGGUGUUCAGGCUGUUUGAUUACACAGACUGCCCUGAGGGUCCUGUGCUGCCUGGUGCCCACUCCAUUGAGCGCUACCUGAUUGAAGAGCACCUACACAAUAUCAUCAAGGAGUACCACCUGGAGAGGAAGCAGUGUGCCGCCGUUCUGUUGGACUUCCCCCUGAAACACAAGAUCCCGCUGGAGUAUAUGAUAGUGGAGGUGGUGAUGGCUGAGCUCUUCCACCUUCCUGUGCCUCGCUACCUUGAGAUCUGCUACGGCUCCCUCCUCAUCGAACUGUGCAAGCUGCAGCCCGCCACGAUGCCCCAGGUGUUAGCACAAGCCGUGGAGUUGUUGUUUGAUCGUAUAGACACCAUGAAUGUUUGCUGCUUCGACAGGUUUGUGAACUGGUUUGCAUACCACUUGAGCAACUUCCAAUUCAAGUGGUCAUGGGAUGACUGGCUGGAGGCGGCACAGCUGGAUCCCAUGCACCCCAGGGCCAAGUUCAUCAUUGAGGUGCUGCUCAAAGCCAUGAGACUGUCUUACCGCCAGAGGAUAGCCGAGGUGGUGCCUGAACAGUUUGAUUGCUUCGUGCCCCUCAAGCCCGAGCCGGUGUACAAGUUCUCCAUUGAUACGGCAGAUGCAGACUUGCCUGGCCUGGACACAGCUCAGCGGCUGGAGUCAGUGGUGCGAGCAAAGGGGUCAACCGCGGAGGUGCUGCAGGUCCUGGCCGAGCUGCCCAACCCACUAAGGGAGAAUGAGGACUCUGAGCCAACACACAACCCCCUCCAGAUCCAAGUGUUCGUACAGACGCUACUGCAUCUCGGCUCAAAGAGUUUCUCCCACGCCUUCGCCGGCAUCUCCAAGUUUCUGAAGGUGUUUGAGAGCACUGUGGGCAACAACGAGGAAGGGCAGCUGAUAGUGCUGCGGGAGAUGCACGAUGUGUGGUCUACUCACCAGCAGAUGGUGGUAAUGCUGUGUGACAAGUUCUUGCGCACACAGAUUGUCAGCUGUGCCACCAUGGCCAACUGGAUCUUCAGCAAGGAGAUGACCUCAGAGUUCACAAAGAACUACAUCUGGGAGAUUCUGCAUGGCACCAUCCGCAAGAUGAACAAGCACGUGGCCAAGCUGCAGCGGGAGGUGAAUGAAGCACGGGAGAGGAGGACGGGCAACGAAUCAGACGACUCUUCCUCCGACGAUGAGGAGCAGCGGCCCCGUCCCAGCGAGGAGGAGAUAGAGCGCAUGGAGGAGAAGCUGGAGACUGCACAGGCUGAUCAGAAGAACCUUUUCCUUAUUAUCUUCCAGAGGUUCAUCAUGAUCCUGUCUGAGCAUCUGGUCCGCUGCGACACAGACGGCCGGGACUUCAACACACACUGGUACAGGUGGACCAUUGGACGCCUGCAUCAGAUCUUCAUGAUGCAUAACACACAAGUGGAGAGGUACAGCCAGACCCUCAGCACACUGCUCUUCACCCAGGACUUGGAGCCUCACAUCCUGGAUGCCUUCAACCAGUUCGUGGCCCUGCGCUCCUAAGACACCAGCCACCCUCCAUUCAGUGCCCUGCUCCAUCUCGUUUCAUUGUGGAGUCUCAUUUUACUCCUCUCUUCAUGUAACCUUUUAUUUGAUCUAUAUCUCUACAACAUGUCAUUUCUCAUUCUCACUCACUCAUUCUCUCUACAUGCUGGGACACUCUUGUUUUAGGUGUGACAUCCCUGGUCUCCUCUAUCCAUCUCUGCUUAAUCUGCAUCUCUACUGCAAGUCAUCUUUCACUUAGUCUCUGAAGGUUCUGAAUCACCCACUGUUUUAUUCCUAACAUCCCUCAUCUAUUUCUCAUCUUGACACCUUUCUUUUAUCCCUACAUUUGACCUGCAUCUGCACCCCAUCAUCACUCAUCACUCACUGUCUCACUCAAUGCUGUGAAUCGCCCCUUUUUUAAUUCUGAUAUCCCUCACCUUAUUCCUAAGGUCCUCCUGCAAAUUCUCCAUUUAAUACCCUUUCCACUUUGAUAUGCAGCAAUUUACAACACUUAUAGUCACGGCAUUAAACCUUCACAAACACCUGCAAGAAAGAUGGUGUUAAAAAAGAUUCUCCAAUGUCCAGCCAGUAUACUGUUGACAAGUGAGUCUGGAAAAAAUGACUCGGUGAUUUGUGAGUUAGGAAAGAUUUGUCAAAUAGCAGUGAUAGUGUUGCCUAAUCUGUAUCUCCACUGCAAGUCCUCAUAUUCUUGCAUCAUUUACUUACUUACCUUUGUGGAUGUCAGCCUCACUCAUACUUUAUUCAAGCCUUUUAUAUAUAUAUAUAUAUAUAUAUAUAUAUAUAUAUAUAUAUAUAUAUAUAUAUAUAUAUAUAUAUAUAUAUAUAUAUAUAUAUAUAUAUAUAUAUAUAUAUAUAUAUAUACUUCCAUACCUCACUCCAGGUCUUGAUAAUACUCCUUCACUCCUAUACUCACAGUUUUCCAUCCUAAGACCCCACCAUUAUAUCUUGCUGACUUUAUUAUACUGGUUUUGUCACUCACUUUAUCUUGUGCCUCCAUUCACAUCCCUUAGGCCAAGCAGGUGCAGGUGUGUUGUGUUUGGGGUAGUGCGUGUGUACCAGUGUGUGUCAGUUGUCCUAUAAAUGUGACGCAGUUAAAUACUUUCAUGGUGUAACUUUCUUAGCCUUCAGUUGUAAUUGUAAGGUGAUGAGGUGUGAGUUGUAGGAGCAGCAAUAGUGAGGGAAGACUAGUGAGGUUGUUAAUGGUAUUGAAGGAAUAAUUUCUAUGCAGUUAGGAGAAGUAGCAGCAGUGAAGGUGACACACAGGCCUAAAAAUAAAACUGCCUGCGUCAUCAGCAUUGUAGUCAGAGGAGUGUGGUGAAAUGCCUACUAUGGAGGUGUGGGGGGUGCAGGAUGACGCCUGUGCUGUAGUGAAUCAGACUUCAUUGUGGCUGCAGGACAUUGACUGAGGCUUGCUGCUGAUGCAUCAUUUAUGACCAUGCACACACACACACAUACUAAAAUGUUGGGUAAUGGGAAGUGUUUGAAUUAUAUAAAAAGUGCAGGUUCCCUCUAUCAAAAAAAUCAAACAUGGAAUAUACUGGAGUGAGAGGUGACAGAAGUGAGAAGUGUGUGUACACCAGAUAAAGGAAAAGCUGGAUAAAUGGAAAUGAAGAAAAGAUUAUACAAGUGUAGCUCAAGCCCUGCACACACACACAUGCACACACCAUUAUAUUUAGCCUGUGUUAGUUUUUUCCACAAUAUCUAUUUAAUUUUGUGUAAUGUUUGUGUAAGUGUUAAUGGUCCAUAUUACCAGAUUACAGUGGAGCCUUCUUGUCCUGUUAAAAGUAGACAAAGUGAGAAAGGGGAAAGAAUUAGUAAAGGUGUUGUAUACAGGAAGUGUAAUAGCACUAAGCAAUACUGAAGGUGACGGUGAAGUGCACCUGAGCUGGGAGGAUUCAAGAUCAUCAAGGAGGAUCUAAAAGCAAUACAAAGCAAAAGUCAAAAGGAGAGGAAGAAAACUCUUAGAAAUUUUGGAACAUUUCUCAUGAUUAUUUUAAAAGCUAUAAGGAAAAAAAUACAGAAGUUGCAAUGUCCAUAUGAAAAAAAAAAAACAAUGAAUCAUAGGAAGUUUAAUUUUUGUGAUGAAAAGUGAAAAAAUUAUGAGAACAAUACCUUGUAGAGAAUAUAUAAAAGGAAACCAAAACAAGAACAGAUGAUGAAUGAGGGAUUACAAAUCAGUAGCAAGUGAAAGUGAAGUUGGAGUAAGAAAAAAAAAAAACAAGUGGAGAAUCAAAAGGAAAGGAUUGUAGGAAGGCAAGCAACAAGUAAAAGUGAGAGGCCAUGACAAAGGCAAUCCCCUUGAAGAUGAGCAAUUAUCAAGAUGCUGGUGGGCUGAAGAAAUAUCUUCAUUUAAAUAUUGCAACUGUAACACUAUUGUGUCCUUGUGUACCACUGAGUGACAGUUCAUUUUAUCCUUUGAAUGUGAGACAAAAAACUAAGCUAACCCAUUGCUCCCAUAGUAAAAUAAAGGUUCAUAUUCUCAAGUAUCACAGUGUCAUCUCUACUACUUAUAGCAAGCUGUAGUGGAUGUUCUUUAAGGUUUUCCAAGAUGCUAGUGAUAGUUUAACAAGGUUUCUAUACUUUUAACAGGCUCUAGUGGAAGUUAUGAGGGUUUCAAGGUUGUUUGCAUGAUGCUAGGGACAGCUCAACAAAGAUCCUGAGGUUUCAAUAGAUUAGUGGAGGAUUUUCUUCAUGAUGCUAGUGAUAACAAAUCCUGCACAAGCAAUAGAAAAAAAAACAAGAACAAAUUAUUCGUCUAUGGCCUCAGAAAAAAGUUAUGAAAGAAUGAACCAUUUAAGAAUAUAAAGCUUAGGAAAAUGUCAUAAUGCACGUACUAUAGUUACAAUACCGUGACUAUUAUUAUUUUUUCCUGUACCGUAUUUAAGUGUAUAUUUUUGUUGGGCGAAAGAGAAGUUAUGAUAUUUAUUCAGGAUGCCCUAUAAGUCCAGUUUUGGUGUCUGAAUGUAUGUAUGAUAUAUCAGACCCUCGGAGUGUUGAUGUGCAGUAUAUGGGAGGAGUGAGCUCUGUUCACACUAUAUUAAACCUCUACUACUAUCAUUAUUCUUAUACUAUAAUCACUAUAUAGACCCAUCAUAUUUUUAUUUUUUCUCAUACUACAGUGAAAUUAUAAUGAUGAUGUGAUGAUAGAAGUGUGUAUAUACGUUUAAUUGAUGAAAAGGACAAAAAAAAAAGACAAAAAAAAGUGUG
Messenger RNA from Scylla paramamosain (green mud crab), 5706 nucleotides. It is a transcript of the gene Cbp80, whose product is annotated as nuclear cap-binding protein subunit 1-like. The transcript has 16 exons. Gene Ontology annotation, cellular component: nucleus; nuclear cap binding complex. Gene Ontology annotation, molecular function: RNA cap binding; mRNA binding; protein binding. Gene Ontology annotation, biological process: mRNA export from nucleus; nuclear-transcribed mRNA catabolic process, nonsense-mediated decay. The coding region runs from base 124 to 2496 and encodes 790 amino acids. Lineage: Eukaryota; Metazoa; Arthropoda; Malacostraca; Decapoda; Portunidae. The record is from RefSeq and is a predicted model, not a curated record.